Molecule: messenger RNA, 696 nt
Organism: Saccharomyces paradoxus
Lineage: Eukaryota; Fungi; Ascomycota; Saccharomycetes; Saccharomycetales; Saccharomycetaceae
Gene: FMP52
Product: Fmp52p
Exons: 1
Coding region: 1-696 (231 amino acids)
Biological process (GO): import into nucleus
Cellular component (GO): cytoplasm
Source: RefSeq, a predicted model, not a curated record
AUGAAUGGAUUAGUAUUAGGUGCUUCAGGUUUAUGUGGAGGCGGGUUUCUGAGACACGCUCAGGAGGCUCCCCAGUUCUCUAAGGUUUACGCUAUCUUGAGAAGGGAACUGCCCUUCCCAGCCACUGAUAAGGUUGUAGCCAUAGCAGAAAAGGAUAAUUCGCAGUGGUCAACAUUGAUUACCGAUGAAAUGCAUCCGCAGGUGCUAUUCACUGCAUUGGCAACGACGAGAGCUGCCGCGGGUGGUUUGGACAAGCAGUACAAGAUCGAUCAUGACUUAAACAUACAAUUGGCCCAGACUGCCAAGGAAAAAGGAUGCGAAACGAUCGUUCUCGUGUCUUCCGCUGGCGCUCAUCCGGACUCCAGGUUCGGCUACAUGAAGAUGAAAGGUGAGAUUGAACGCGAUAUCAUCGCUCUUAAUUUUAAGCACACUAUAAUUUUACGUCCAGGCCCUCUUCUAGGUGAACGGAAAAAUUCUAAGCAAAGCGGAUUUGGUGGCAAUCUGACUGCUGCUUUGGGCACUCGCUUGUACCGUUCCAGAUUCCAGAGUUGGUUGGGCUACCCAGUCUACGGCGAUGAGGUGGGAAAAGUUGGUGUUCAUUUGGCGUUGAAUCCUUCUGGGAAGGACAAAGUUCAGUUUGUAUCGAGUAAGGACAUUCUUGACAUCUCCGGUUCCCUCGGGAAGAUUACUACAUGA